Cucumis melo (muskmelon) is the source of this 896-nucleotide messenger RNA. Its product is annotated as SKP1-like protein 12. Gene Ontology annotation, cellular component: nucleus; cytoplasm. Gene Ontology annotation, biological process: SCF-dependent proteasomal ubiquitin-dependent protein catabolic process. Gene Ontology annotation, molecular function: cullin family protein binding. The record is from RefSeq and is a predicted model, not a curated record. Bases 187 to 675 code for a protein of 162 amino acids. The transcript has a single exon. Lineage: Eukaryota; Viridiplantae; Streptophyta; Magnoliopsida; Cucurbitales; Cucurbitaceae.
CUUUGGAAUUAAAUUCCGAAAAGGAAUGUGAGUUGGGAAUUGAUCAAAGAAGUUCCCCUAAAAGAAAAACCCUAAUCCCUAUAAAUACGGCCAUUCAUCGAAUCAAUUAAUUCAUCCAUUCAUCUUCGAGAAAUUCCCAAAUUCAUCUCUGUUUCUUCGAUUCCAUUCUUUGAUUGAUCAUCAAAUAUGAGGACUGUUAACCUAAGAUCAUCUGAGAACGAGAUUUUCAAGGUGAGUGAGGAGGUCGCGAAGCAAUCAGUGGUGGUUCGUAACUUUCUUGAAGAGGACAAUUCCAAUGGCGAUGAAAUCACGAUUCCGCUGCCGAAUAUCAGUGGAAAAUUGCUGGGAAUGGUGAUCGAGUGGAUUGCGAUGCAUGUCGAGGAAAAAUUAGCAGAGGAAGAUCUUCAUGCUUGGAAAACCAAGUUCAUGGAGGAUCUGGAUUUGGAUUUGUUGUUUGAGCUUAUAAUGGCUGCCAAUUACCUGGAAGUUACCGAUUUAUUUCAUGCAACUUGCCAAUGUGUCGCUGAUAAAAUCUCCGGAAAGAGUCCGGAGGAGAUUCGGAAGAUCUUUAACAUCACGAAUGAUUUUACACCUGAAGAAGAGGCUGAGAUUCGACGCCAGAAUGCUUGGGUCUUCGAACCAUCCGGUAGCGGUAGCACCAGCGGCAGUAAAUAAAUUUUUGAUUUCGCUAACUUUUAGUUCAUGUUUUUGAGGAAAAAACAAGAUGGGUGUCAAUAGAAUAUAUUAGAAAUAUUAAAGAUUCAUGGUUUACUAUUUGCUGUUUUCAAAUUUUUGAGGCAAUCCAUGAGUUUUUGUUUUCAAAUGUUAAUGUUCUUGCUGGAAAAAAUACUGAUGUGUCGCAAUAUUAUUAAUUUCUAUGUUGAAACCUUUCUUUA